Messenger RNA from Prorocentrum cordatum, 466 nucleotides. NCBI's taxonomy places the organism in Eukaryota, Dinophyceae, Prorocentrales, Prorocentraceae. The record is from the annotation of a GenBank genome assembly.
GUCCAUCCACGUGUGGCCGUGCCUCUGUUUGCUUGUCCUGCCUUCCGCCGAUCCCCGCUCGAGCGAGAACGCCCUUGACAGCCUCGCCCUUCCUAGAUACUGGCGCCUCGCGAGCUUGUGUGGGCACAGCUCAAGAGCCAUGGGCGCCGAGCAGAGUACUGCGGUGGAGCCUGGCGCGGAGCAGGCAGCCCCAGCGCUGGCCCGGCCCCAGGGCUGCGGUGAUGCCGCCGGCGGCGCGCGCCCAGAAGGAUCCCUGGCAGCACCGCCCGCUGCGCCCCCGGCGCUCAUGGGCAGUGGGCCACCAGGCACCGACCAGGCCAACUUGGAUCUCCUGACCCAUGUCAUGCGGCAGCUGGGUCAGCGGGAGAACCACACGCUCCUCCUGAGCGACCUCGGGGCGCUGCUCCCCCAGGACCUGCGCAACCAGGUGAAGGAGCGCGGGGGCCUCCGCAGCGCGCUGCAAAGG